AGAAGAAACUGAACAACUGUGGUGGUUAAGCAAAUAGGGAGAGUUUAUUUUUUCUUCUACAGGUCAUGAAGCCAGUUAAUGAUUAGUGGGAGUCAGAGCCAAGUGGGUGUUUGGUGUGCAAAUCUCCUAGAGGCUGGGUUAUGUGAUUUCUUUCGCACUGGGGUCGGUUUCAUCUCAGCUCUGAAACUUGCAGCUCAGCGAUGUACUCAGACUUUUGGGAGAGGUGCUUCUGGUUGUGGGGGCUCCUUUUGUGGCUCAGUGAUGGGAAUGCAGGAGAUACAUCUCCUACACAACAGCCGAAUUGCACUGACUUCCAAAAUGCCAAUCUCCUCCAAGGCACCAUUCUCAAAGUCCAGUUUCUCCUCUUCACUCCUUUGGACCCUAGCUGUGGGAAGCUCGUUGAAGAAAGUAGUGAUAUGCAACAUUCUGGGUUCAAUGCCACUCUGGGAACCAAGCUAAUUAUCCAUGGAUUCAGGGCUUUAGGAACAAAGCCUUCCUGGAUUGAGAAAUUCAUCGGCGCCCUUCUGCGGUCAGCAGACGCUAACGUGAUUGCCGUGGACUGGGUGUAUGGGUCUACAGGUGUCUACUACUCAGCCGUGGAAAAUGUCGUUAAGCUGGGAAUUGAGAUCUCCCGUUUCCUCAGUAAACUUCUGGCGCUGGGUGUGUCGGAGUCCUCGGUCCACAUCAUUGGUGUUAGCCUGGGGGCCCACGUUGGGGGCAUGGUGGGACAUUUCUACAAAGGCCAGUUGGGAUGGAUCACAGGCCUGGACCCCGCUGGACCGGAGUACACCAGAGCCAGCCUGGAGGAGCGCCUAGACCCUGGAGACGCCCUCUUCGUGGAAGCCAUUCACACAGACGCUGACAAUUUGGGCAUUCGGAUUCCUGUCGGACAUGUGGACUACUACGUCAACGGAGGCCAAGACCAACCUGGCUGUCCUAGCUUUAUUCACGCAGGCUACAGUUAUCUGAUCUGUGAUCACAUGAGGGCUGUGCAUCUUUAUAUCAGCGCCCUGGAGAACCCCUGUCCGCUGAUGGCCUUUCCCUGCACCAGCUACAAGGCCUUCCUUGCUGGACACUGUCUGGAUUGCUUUAAUCCUUUUCUGCUUUCCUGUCCAAGGAUUGGCCUGGUGGAACAAGGUGGUGUCAAGAUAGAGCCACUUCCCAAGGAAGUGAGCGUUUACCUUCUGACCACUUCGAGGGCUCCAUACUGUGUGCAUCACAGGCUCGUGGAGUUUUACUUGCAGAAGCCAAGAAACAAGGACACCAGGAUCGUGGUCACCUUCCUUAGCAGCAAUGUCACCUCCUCAGUCAAGAUCACCAUACCUAGGCAGCAACUGCAGGGGAAAAGAGUCCUAGCUCACCCUGACCCUCAGUGCCAGAUACACCAAGUGAACCUCAAGCUUCAGGCUUCCUAUCGGGUUUGGAGAACGGACCGGACUACCAUUGCUGGGAAGUUCUGCACGGCUCCUUUGCCCAUCCAUGACAGUAAAAACAUGGUCUGCUUACCUGAGCCAGUGAACUUACAAGCAGAUGUGACCGUUUCUCGUGAACUGAAAAUAACCUGUGUAUAGUAUAAGCCUGGGCAGGACACAUUGUGCUGGAUUUCGGCGAGGGGGCGGGGUUGGGCGGCGUGGGGGGCUAGUGUCAACUUAUUCUAGGCCAUUAUUACUAAGAAGGAAGGCAAACCUCUGGUUUAUUUUCCCCAUAAUUCAACAUCUUAGAGGGGAGACACAGUUCAUUUUACAAAGCUUUAUCUCCUUUGAAAAUUUGAAGAGGCUGACAUAGAUACCCUUUCAGCUUUCCUAUUCAUACUUCAGAGCAAUUACCCUCCCCCCCCGCCCCCAUCCUUGGGCAUCUGUACAUAGGAUUCAAUAGAAACAUAUAUAGGGGAAAAUGCUUUAAAAAAAAAUAAAACUCCAUGGAAUAUCUGCAUCGUU
Messenger RNA from Hipposideros armiger (great roundleaf bat), 1937 nucleotides. RefSeq names its product phospholipase A1 member A (gene PLA1A). The record is from RefSeq and is a predicted model, not a curated record. Gene Ontology annotation, molecular function: glycerophospholipid phospholipase A1 activity. Gene Ontology annotation, biological process: lipid catabolic process. The transcript has 11 exons. Lineage: Eukaryota; Metazoa; Chordata; Mammalia; Chiroptera; Hipposideridae. Bases 201 to 1571 code for a protein of 456 amino acids.